GAAAAGCUGACAGGCCACUACUAACGGGUCGCCACCCACAAGAUUUGACGUCCUCGCCAAUAUGCACACUGCCGGCUUAUCCUGGUAAUCGCCUGACCAGGCGAUAUGCACGAAGGUGCUUUCCACUGUGUUCUCGAAACUGUGGUUCAAAGUCUAACUGCCACACAUUUCAAUCAUAUAGUAUGAUCCGAUCAUGCUUACUAAGAAUAGUAUUGCCUUCAGGGUAUCUCGUAAUAUAAAUAACACAGUUUUCCCACAAUUGCUGAAUGCUUUCGUUUGGUUCAUUAACCAAUAAUUCAAUUGACUUGAACUUUGCUUGACUUUACGCAUUACAUUCACAAGAUGACUACUACUUUCGAAUCUGCCCAAAACUUGGAUAUCCACUUCCGUAAGGAUCAGGAUCAAGUCUUGGCUGACGGUACCUUGACGGUUGCUAGUGGUGAGAUUGAACACUCCAAGUACCCAGAGUGGCUUCCAACCUGGGACCCAAAGCAAAAGUUUCCCCAAUACACACCAUUCGAACACGUUGACAGAGGUCAUUUUGCAGACAAGGACUUGAAGAAUUUGUUCCCAGAGGGCGGUGACCAUACCCGCCAGGACUUGACUCCAAAGUUGGGGAGUGAGGUUCGCGGUAUCCAAUUGUCUCAGUUGACCGACAAGCAGAAAGAUGACCUUGCCUUGUACGUCGCCCAAAGGGGAGUUGUAGUUUUCAGAGAUCAAGACUUGAAGGACAAAGGUCUUGAAUUCAACAAGAAGUUCGGUGAAUACUUUGGCCCGUUACAUCAGCACCCAUCUUCCGGUGCUCCAUUGAACCACCCAGAAUUCCAUAUCACUUAUAGACGUGAAUCUUCCAACGAGUAUGCUACCAACUUUGCCUCCAGAACCACUUCUGUCAACUGGCACUCUGAUGUUACCUACGAAGAACAGCCACCGUGUAUCACUUUCUUCACCAUGUUGGAGGGUCCAUCUACCGGGGGUGAUACUGUGUUCUGUGACACCGAAGAGGCUUACAGCCGGUUGUCACCGGCUUUCCAGUCUAUGUUGGAGGGUUUGACCGCAAACCACUCCUCUUUCGAACAGGCCAGACAGGGGAAGGCUUCCGGUGGCAUUGAGAGAAGAGAGCCUUCUCAACAUGAUCACCCGAUCGUCAGAACCCACCCGGUCACCGGUAAAAAGUCCUUGUUCAUUUCUACCGCCUUCAUCACUAAGAUUAACGGCUUGAAGGUUGAGGAAUCGCAAGCCUUGGUGAGCUUCUUGUCUGCCCACGCUAUCAACAGCGUCGACAUGCAGGUUCGUGCCACAUGGCAGCCGGGCACCGUUGUCGUCUGGGACAACAGAAGACUUUUGCACACUGCCGUUUUGGAUUGGGACGCUUCUAGUGUCAGACACGCCUACAGAAUCACGCCAAGGGGUGAACGUCCAUUCUAAAUAUUGCUGGAACACUAGUUUAGAGGUGACUUGUAUAUUGAGAAUGCUUUUGUAUAAUAGGUUUUAGGUGCAUUCUUUCUUAUGAGUUAUAAAAAUAAAAAUAACGUUU
Babjeviella inositovora NRRL Y-12698 is the source of this 1537-nucleotide messenger RNA. RefSeq names its product TauD/TfdA dioxygenase family protein. Lineage: Eukaryota; Fungi; Ascomycota; Pichiomycetes; Serinales. The coding region runs from base 343 to 1428 and encodes 361 amino acids. Gene Ontology annotation, molecular function: sulfonate dioxygenase activity. The transcript has a single exon. Gene Ontology annotation, biological process: sulfur compound catabolic process. The record is from RefSeq and is a predicted model, not a curated record. Gene Ontology annotation, cellular component: cytoplasm.